Messenger RNA from Pelmatolapia mariae (spotted tilapia), 1004 nucleotides. Its product is annotated as leucine-rich repeat-containing protein 30-like. The coding region runs from base 1 to 900 and encodes 299 amino acids. Gene Ontology annotation, molecular function: protein binding. Lineage: Eukaryota; Metazoa; Chordata; Actinopteri; Cichliformes; Cichlidae. The record is from RefSeq and is a predicted model, not a curated record. The transcript has a single exon.
AUGGGUGGGAAGCAGUCCCGCAUUUUGUCCAGCAAGGAGUUGAAUGACAUGAGUGUGAGUCAACGGAGACAGAGUGCAAUUAGAGACGACCAGCCCAGCAUGUCCUUGGCUGCUGGGAGGAUCCGCAGACACACUAGACUGCAUUUUGGUUACAGCACCCUAAGUCUAGCCAUGCGAGGACUAAAUGAAACACCAACGGAACUAUGGCAACUCCAAGACCUUCAGAAGCUAAACUUGUCAAUGAACUGCCUGCGCUCUUUGCCCUCUUCCCUGGGUGCUCUUGACAAUCUGGUGGUUCUAAACUUGUGGGGGAACAACCUGUCCCGCCUUCCACCUGAGAUUGGCCUUCUAAAGAAACUGCGUGUGCUCUUCGCCUGUCGCAACCGCCUGAGUGAGGUACCAGAGGAGCUGGGCUCCUGUACCUGUCUGGAGGUGCUCAGUUUGGCCAAUAAUCAGAUCACAGGCCUGCCAAGCAGCUUGGCAGCCAUGCGCAAUCUCACGAAACUCAAUCUCAGCCACAACCACAUCGCUCACAUUCCCACCUGCGUCUAUAGCAUGAAGGGUCUAGUCUUCCUCCAUCUCGCCUGCAACCGCCUGGAGACCAUUGCGGACCAGAUUCAGGACCUGGUUAAUUUAAAAAUCCUCAUUGUGGAAGGAAAUAGCAUACACACAUUGCCCAAGACUCUGUGCUUCCUGGAGUCUUUAGAACUCCUAAAUGUUGACUUCAAUGAUCUGCAAAGCGUACCAGUGGAAAUGUACUUAUUAAGUAAGCUGAGGCGGCUUGCAUGCCACCCGCUCGAUAAAGGACUCCAUAUUGUGCAUAACCCCCUUCUCAAACCUAUCCAGGAGGUGCUACAAGGAGGACUCAGUGCUCUCUAUAACUACCUCAAGCCCACUUGAGAGGGUACUACUGUGCAUGUGUGUCUAAAAGAGUGUGCUGUAAGGGGAAGCUGCCACAAAUCUGACCCUUGGCAUAUUGUAGUCACGCUCUGAGUUUGUUGUUA